Messenger RNA from Cyprinodon tularosa, 1745 nucleotides. It is a transcript of the gene armc1, whose product is annotated as armadillo repeat containing 1. Lineage: Eukaryota; Metazoa; Chordata; Actinopteri; Cyprinodontiformes; Cyprinodontidae. Bases 352 to 1182 code for a protein of 276 amino acids. The transcript is spliced from 7 exons. Gene Ontology annotation, molecular function: metal ion binding. The record is from RefSeq and is a predicted model, not a curated record.
CUGCACCCUGUCGGUGUGCCUCUGAACCCAAACACUGAGCACAGCUGCUAGCUAAAGAAGCGCAGGGAAAGAAAGGGGACACAGGCCAAGCGGUGGUGAAAUUGUUUUCGUUACGCUUUAUUUUAGGUUGUUUCAUUACGUAACAGUUGGUUUUGGUGUCGCUUUUCUACACGUAUUGACACAACCAAUCCAGGUUUAUUAGGGAAUUUCAUGACUUAACUGACAUAAAGCUAGCUUUCGAGUGCGGGUUGUUAGCUUAGCCUGGCCGCUAUUGGUUGUGUAUCACAGGGCGUGAUUUAAGUAAAACGAAGAGGUUGGUUUGAUGCACGUGCCACCAAAGCCAGAGGCACCAUGAGUGCAGAGCUGGAUGCACUGACUGUGGUCAACCAGCUGAGAGAUCUCGCUGCCGACCCUCUGAAUCGCAGAGCCAUAGUGGAAGAUCAAGGUUGCCUUCCAGGUCUCAUCCUUUUUUUCGACCAUCCAAACCCGCAGGUUGUCUACUCAGCCCUGUUGGCUGUGCGCUACCUGGCAGAAUGUCGAGCCAACAGAGAGAAACUGAAGGGCGAGUUGGGCAUGAUGCUGAGUUUGCAGAAUGUCAUGCAGAAGAGUACAUCCCCCGGGGAGACCAAACUGCUGGCGUCUGAGAUAUACGAGAUCCUGCAGUCAGCUGGUAAAGAAGAGGCAGAGCAGGCCGAAGCAGCUGCUGCCUCCUGCAGAAAAAAAGCCCACUUCUUCCUGGGCUCCAACAACAAGAGGGCCAAAACUGUAGUUUUGCACAUCGACGGACUGGAUGACUCUACUCGAAGGAGCCUGUGUGAGGAGGCUUUGUUGAAGAUUCGAGGGGUCAUAAGUUUUACCUUCCAGAUGGCUGUUAAACGAUGCGUCGUCCGCAUCCGUUCCGACCUUAAGGCUGAGGCAUUGGGGACAGCAAUUAACUCCACCAAAGUAAUGAAGGCUCAGCAGGUGGUGAAAACAGAGGACGGAGGAGAGCUGGUGGUACCAUUCCAGGAGGACUCAUCAGUGCUGGUAGAGGAGAACACAGACAUCCCAGACUACCUACCUGAGGAUGAGAGUCCAUCACUGGAGCACGACAAGGCCGUCACUCGCGUAGGAUCGGUCACAGACGGCCUGGGCUGGCUCAGCACGGCUGCUAACUUCCUGACACGCUCAUUCUACUGGUGACAGCUUCCUGUGCGUCUUCCUCUGCUCCCCCUGUUAGCAGAUACCCUCAGUAUAGUGUUGGACUUCACCCUGCAUCAUUAGUUUUAGGCUCUACUCUAAACAGCGCACAUACUGGACUGCCAAGCAGAACAUGCAAUAAUUUUAACAUGAGCAUAAAUUAGGCUACAAAUCCCUCAGCAAGGCUGUAUGUUCACCACUAUAGACUAACUGCAGACGUAUUUAGAGGACAUAGCCAAAAGACUCCAUAUACUACAAAACCAAAUAGCUUUCUGGAAAUUAGUCAAAUAAUAUUGAGCAACAGGAUUAAUGGGAGGUUCUUUUAACCGUCUUCUCUUUUUGUGCAUGACUUUAUUACUUUAUUUGCAUCUAAUCGGAUAUUGAUUCUUUAGAUACUUUCAUAUUUGAAAGUUUCACCGUUUUUUGCUUUGUUAAUUUGUCUUUUCAGCAUGUUAUGUGCCAUUAUCGCCUGAUGCCUACAUCCACCAGUGAUGUGUCUGCUCUUUUGAGAUUUGUUUAUUCAUACUUUAUUUGAAAUGAUAUUAGAGCUCUGGAAAAUGCUGUUA